Messenger RNA from Fraxinus pennsylvanica, 438 nucleotides. The record is from the annotation of a GenBank genome assembly. Lineage: Eukaryota; Viridiplantae; Streptophyta; Magnoliopsida; Lamiales; Oleaceae.
AUGGCUCCGGGAUUGUCGGCCGGGGUUAAAAAAUAUGGAGAUGUGAGGUCAUUGAUUAAUUGGGAAGGGGUGGAUGUGGAGUCGGACAUGAUUCCUGGUGUUUUGAUGCUGGCGAAAUUUAGAGGAGUAGAAGUUGUGGAAGAGACUUUGAAAGGUCAUGAGGUGCGGCUUCUGACCCGGAAGACAUUACCAGCACUUGACCUCCCAAAGGUGAGAAAGAACAAUUUUGUUGAGAUCCUUCCUAUCAAUGUUAGUUGUUUAGGUGCUGGCAAUUGUUGCAAGACGAAGCAUGCUCGUGGUCAUUUAGGAAGCUAUACAGUUGACAGCUUAGCACUUGAAAGAAUAGUUGAAGUUUUGUGCCACCCAUGUGUGUAUUCCUUUCUUCAUGUCCCUGUUCAAUCUGGAAGUGAUACCAUUUUGAGUGCAACGAACCCGUAG